Molecule: messenger RNA, 1774 nt
Organism: Saccostrea echinata
Lineage: Eukaryota; Metazoa; Mollusca; Bivalvia; Ostreida; Ostreidae
Exons: 2
Coding region: 622-1149 (175 amino acids)
Source: RefSeq, a predicted model, not a curated record
GUCUGCGUCGAGAUUACAACGACAUCCGCCGUCUGCUAAGCGAGGCACGUGUCGUUGGAUGAGAUGGCUAUCGGCUUAUGGUGAAGAUAGAGACCAAUUUUCUCGCAUCAUCAUUCCUUUUGACAAGAUAUGUUAUGAAAGCUCUCCUGAUGGCCAUUACAAGAAUAUUGGAUCAGAAGAACUGCCAGAUUUGGUAACCCGGAUGCCGUCACAUAGGAAAUACGAGAUCGCGUAGGAAUACUGCAAUACGGUAAAAUGUCAAAUGUUUUUAUAUUGUCUCACAGUGCUAGAGUUAGUAAUAACAAUGGAUGUAGCAGCUGACAGUGAGUAGAAAAGCUGUAAUGAUAACAAAUAAAUCACCUUAAUUAAAGGAAGAAGCUGCUUGACUCCGCAUCCAAUAUUUCUACACAAGAAUGGGACUGUGAUUUCAGAGUACAAUGACAAGUUUAUGCUUUUUCCGUUAGUGCUAUAAUGGAUAAAGGGAUGAUGUAAAUUAUUGUUCAGCUUAAAUAAAGAGUAGAAAUUGAAUUUAUGGUUGACAGAUACAGAAUGUUCUGAAGUGCGUCUCUCUGGACCCUUUGUCUCUGAUGAUUUCUCAUUUCAUUUCCUUGCACGUAGAAAAUGAUGGACAUAACCAGCAAACUUCGCUUUCGGAUAAAAACGGCAAACGAGACAUUUGAAGCCAUGGUGGAUAGCUACCACACGGACGAGGACGACAUCGGGGCCUUAUAUUACGUCGUGGCUGUCGUCAUGAUUUACGGACUCUCCAUCGUUAUGAUGAUUGCGUCACAUAUACGCAAAAACAAACAAGACAGUCAGUUGAGGAGCUAUCUCAAAGAAAUGUCUAUUCUUCGCAAGAACGACAGAAGAGAACGGGUUUACAAUCGUGUAGCCAACGUUCCGUCUAGUGCUAAACCACUGCUGGGUAAAACUCGGAGUGAUCCAAAAAAUGGAGCCUUACAAGAAACUGACGAUGAAUUCAAUGAUGUGAGGAUGACGAGUAACGGCGAUGAGACCAGUGACUCAGUGUUUCAAAUGUCGUAUGAGGACACAUCGGAAGUUGUUACUUCUGUCGAAACACAGAGCAGAAAGUCUAGUAGACAAAGUAGUACCCAAUUUCAAGUCAUUGAUGAAAACGUACCUUUGUGACCCGAAUUUCUAUGUUCGAAUAUAUGUAUUCAUGUCUAAGGAUUUGAACAUGAUUUGAGAAACGUGUGUUCAGUGCGCUAUUUUACAGGAAGCUCAGACAGUUUGGAAACAAAGGGUACGUUUUGCGUCGUGAAAUGAUUAAACCAUAUUAUUAUAAAUCCAUCGAAUUGUUUAAACAUUUUUUUUGCAUCCUGUUUUUAUAUAUUGUGUAAUUUCCGUGAAUGUUUUGCAAAUUGUUACUUACAACUUUAUGUUUUAAAUCAAAAAAUCUUGGAAAGUUGAAACAAUAUGUGUAAUUGUAUCUAUCGGUCGUUGUGUAGCAACGUGUUAUCUUAUGAAAAAAACUCUCAGUUAUCACGUAAAAAAUAAACAAAUAUACUUACUAUGUAAAUUUGUUUAUUUUUUACGUGAAUACUAAGAGUAGAUGUGUAAAAUUCCAUGUGCAAGUUUACGUUUUUUUCCGUAACUUAAUCUUUAAGUGUUUUUAUGUUGUCCGUUGAUAUUGAUUUUGUUGGGUGAAGCUCGAACCCUGAAAAACUUGAAGCUCAAACUCUAGGAGUACAUGCAACUUUUCUUUUAUUCUAUAUAUGUGAGUAUCUAAAAUCACAUCAUCAAAUUGUCAUAU